Rotaria sp. Silwood2 is the source of this 1610-nucleotide messenger RNA. Lineage: Eukaryota; Metazoa; Rotifera; Eurotatoria; Philodinida; Philodinidae. The record is from the annotation of a GenBank genome assembly.
AUGGAAGUGAGAAAACGUUUAUCAUUCGAACAAAAACGUUCAUUUGAUGUUGGUGAAGAUGUUCUUGCAUUGAAAAUUACUCCUAAUAAUCGAUAUUUUGUUGCGGCAUUAAUGGAUACAACUGUCAAAGUAUUCUUUAUAGAUUCAUGUCAAAUGUUUCUUUCAUUAUAUGGACAUUCUCAACCUGUACUUUGUCUUGAUAUAUCAUCAGAUAAUCGUCUUGUUAUAACUGGUUCAAGUGAUCGUAAUAUUAAAAUUUGGGGUUUAGAUUUUGGUGAUUGUCAUCGUUCAUUAUUUGCACAUGAUGAUACAAUAACAGCAAUACAAUUUGUACCAAAAACACAUUUAUUUUUUUCAACUAGUAAAGAUAAUAGAUUAAAAUAUUGGGAUGCUGAUAAAUUUCUUCAUAUACAAACAUUAGAUGGUCAUUGUGGUGAAAUUCGUUGUAUGUCAAUAACAAAUAAUGGAAUGCAUAUUGUAACUGCUGCACAUGAUCGAUCUAUUCGUUUAUGGGAAAGAACAGAAGAAUCUUUAAUACUCGAUGAAGAAAAAGAACAGGUAAUCUUUUUUUUUGUUACAUUUCAACUAAAGAUUGACUGGGAAAGGAUUGAUACAUCGAUUUCGCGAAAGCUUGUUUUUUUUUCUUUUUGUUCUAGAAUCGAGAAGUCUGAAUAAGCCUAAUUUUCAUAGAUUUGAUAUGCUUGUCUGUCUAUUUUCUUUUAUAUACUAAUAUUAUGAUGAUAAUUGAAUGAUAGCAGAAGAUUGUUUUUAUUAGAAGACAAGAAAGUCAUGUAUACUGAAACAAUAUGAUUAUAAGAAAAAUUGAUUGAUUUCAUAUUGUAUUUAUCUAUCGAGAAUAAACAAAAACAAGAAAACUCUUAAGAAAUUUUUGAAUGAACUCCAUAAACUGAUUACAAUGGGUCUAUUAAAUCUUGUUUUAUUAUGACAAUAUAAAUAUAAAUCAGAAAACAAUAGGAUUUAAUCAACAAUUCAUAUAAGAUGGUAAUAAUAAUAACUGAUAAAAUAGUGCCAAUAGUAAAUUAACGAAAUCGAUAAAGCAAACUAAAUAAAUAAAUGUAUAGAUAAUGAAUAAUAUAGUAAAUCAUAAAGAAUUUGAAUCGACUUACGAGGGAACCUCUCCAGGUGUAACCCUCAGAUUUUUAGUGAUCUUUUGUCCACAGAUACUACAUAGUGCCCUAGUAAGAACCCUAAAAGGAUUUGGGUUCAGGGCCCUUUCUUCAAAAGUUAUGAAUAUUUUAAUUUCACUUCUAUAUAGGUCAUAACAUACAAUAUUAGAAAAUCAGCAACAAAAUACCGACAACGUUGUGUGGAUUUAUAUUAUGCUUUGGUAGACUAAGAUUGGAUUAAAUGAAAGAUACAAAAAUGCCGAUUAUAUAUACUUUUUUUGUUAUAUUAUACGAAAAAAAGCACGUGGAGUGUUCAGUCGAAUGUACCCAUAUGAAAAUUACUAAUGUCGAAUUUUUUUGAAAAUAGCCUCCACCAUUUUUUGAAUAACUUUCGAUCGCUUAUAGCUAUUGAGCUCGGAUUUUCGCCAUUAGAAAGAGCAAGUGAGGGGACAUCUAUCUAUAUAACAUUCAUAAGGUCCGAAG